UCUUCAGCUCAGACGCCGCAGCGCUCACACACAGAACGGGUCACAUCAUCCGCGCUCCGCUUCAAUAAUGUCCACAAACAGGAGAUAAUACACGCACAGGAACCCGUCCAGAAGUGCUUACACACAUUUUGAAACUCAGAAGAGAAGCCCUGACUUGAUGUGAGAAGAAUAUUUAAGGUCUUUAGUCUGCACUGAUCCAAGCAACCCUUCACCUUUAUCCCAGACAACAUGCGAACGGAGGAGGCGUCGAACACGGUGCUGCACCGACUGAUCCAGGAACAGCUGCGUUACGGAAACCCCACGGAUGCUCGCACCCUCCUGGCCAUCCAGCAGCAGGCCCUACGGAGUGUGGUGAAUGGAAGCCCUCGUUCGUCUCCCGACAGUCUCUCCCAGGAAGAACGUCAGGAACCGCAGGGCCAAGAGCACCACGUGGACUUCCAGCACUCUGAAAUCUAUCUUCCCUACCACCAAGAGCAGCUCCCGACGUACGAGCAGGCCAAGGCAAAUGCACAGCUCGUGGCCUCAUCUCAGUGGUGCCAGGACGGACAGAUCUACCCAGAUGAAAACCUGAAACCGAGCCACGACAGGUCACUCAGCGAGCGUCUCACGCAGCUCUCGCUUUUACGCAAGGACGUUAACAUGGAGUCGCUCUCUGCAAGCUCUUCGUCUAGCUACCCGCAGAUAGCAGGCUAUCAAGUUAGACAGCAUCACUUGGGAUUUCAGCCUCACACCUCUAUGUCUGAUCACACUCAUGAGUUUGAGACGUUCUACCAGAAACCUCCACCACCGUUUCAUUCCCAACACAUCAGACUCAUCCCUACUGUACCUUCACCUGAAGUACGGCAUGUAUUAUGCAGCGCGCCCCCUGCUGGCAGGGAGGUCUCCCAACAAAUGGAGCUGCUCAUGAAGGAGAACGAGAGACUAAAGCAGGAGCUGGAGGGCCAUGCAGAAAAGGCUCUCAGGAUUCAGAAGCUGGAACAGGAAAUCCAAAGGAUCUCUGAAGCCUACGAAACGCUGAUGCAGGGCUGCACGAAGAGAGAAACACUGGAGCAGGAGCUCAGAAACAAGCUGAUGGCUGAAAUUAAGAGGCUUCAGGAAGUCAACAUGGAGCUGAGAGACAGUCUGGAAAGCAGCAAUGUUCAAGCAGCGAAAGACGUGAAGGCUGCGGAACAAAACGAGCAGGCCAUCGCAAAACUCCGCCUGCAGAACGAGGAGCAGAAGUUGCAGUGUGCGCGACUGGAGCGCGAGAUGCAGAUCCUGCGUGAGGAGACGAGCUCUGCGCAGGAACGCAGCCGGCAGCUGCAAGCCGAACUGCACAGGAAAAAUGCGUAUGUGGAGCAAGUGGAGCGUCUGCAGGGGGCGCUGGCUCAGUUACAAGCCACCUGUGAGAAGAGGGAGGGGCUGGAGCUUCGACUGAGGACACGACUCGAGGUGGAGCUGCGCACGCUCAGGAACCAACAGAGGCAGACGCAAACGUCUCCAGCGAUCUCAUCCGCGUCCUCGGCGAACGUGAGCUCCCUGCUGGAGCGUCUAAGAGAACGAGAGGAGCGGAUUCUCACCCUGGAGGCCGACGUGACGCGCUGGGAGCAGAAAUAUCUGGAGGAGAAAACCAUGAUGGAGUUCGCCAUGGACACGGCGGCCACCGCGGCAGCGCAGAGAGACACCACCAUCAUCAACAACCGCUCACCUUGUCAUUCAUGUAAAACCAGCUACAGUGAGGAUCUGCCUGCUGCUCAGACACAGGACCAGGAUGUAGAGAACAGGAUCCGUGCUCUGUACGGGCAGAUCAUGGAGAAGGAUGCGGUGAUUAGUGUUCUUCAUUACCGGCUCCAGCAGGAACAUGAUAAAGAUGACUCGUGUGAGGAGGUGUCUUCGAGUAGCCCCGCCCACUCUGACUCAAGCUUUUUCUAUAAUAAAGGAAGGUGUGACACAGAUAAUCAGACAGGAAAGGCAGAGUCAAGGUUUACCCGUAUCUCAGAGCAGCCCUCCAGUAGCUUGGAAAGCAGCAGGCAGAAGACUGUGAAUCUGUUCAAAGGUCUGGACAACGUGGAAGCCGAGGCAGUGGAAAUCUUCAUCUGAACGCCGCCAGAGACUCCGAGGUGUCCAAAAGAUCCGAACCGAAGCGUUCCUGUCGCUCGUUGAACCGAGCUCUCUCUGAGCUCAAGCAGGUUUUUGAAGGGGAAAUAAAACUUUUGGGACGUUUGUGAACGUAAACCUUUUGAGGAACGACUGAAGAGCUGAUGCACACAGAGAGACCGGGAUUAAGAAAUCAACCGGAGAAUGUAAUGUGUCAUUUUUAAUGAAUCGCGAAUCUGGAUUCAGUUGCGUGGCACUUCUGCGUAAAUAUUUGCGAGCGGUUAUUGACUCGUUUCGUUCAUGCUUUACAUGUUGCCACAAAUCGUAAAGCCUCAGGCUUCAUGAAGGCCCCGCCCUUUAAAGGAUUAAGAAUUUGUAAUUUAUACAAAGUGUAUUGUGAAAUGUUAAACCUGCAAUGUAUUUAAGAAUGUUAUCUGGGAAUGUUUUUUACAUCUCUGGAGUUUUUUUUUUCUCUCUCUCUUUUUUUUCCUUUUUAAAUGAAGGUCACACGCUCUCAUCGCUGAUCUCACCACAUUAUUAUUCUGUUGAAUUUCUUCUGGAGGCUGAACCUGUUGUGGUUUUUAACAGCUCCACCUUCACUGUGCAUUCUUUUCAUUUUCUUUCUCUCAGCCUCCCUGAAGCUGGAAACAAAACACCACAGGCCUGGUGGUUUUAAGAUUUAGGAAUUUUAUUUUCCUCCCCUUUUUCAUUGUACAAUGCAUCUGCUGGUCAGUGUGUCGUACACACAGUCACGCCAAGCUGAGCUUACUUACGUAUAUUUUGUUUACCGUCCUGUAACAUAUGAUGUAAGAUUAAUAUAUUUGCUAUUUUAUAUUAAGGGAUCUGCUCAUUCCAACUCUCAUAAAGAUGUGAACGUUCGGGAACAUUUCACACACACAUGUAAAUAUAAAUAAAAGUCUUAAUAUAUUA
Molecule: messenger RNA, 3006 nt
Organism: Clarias gariepinus (North African catfish)
Lineage: Eukaryota; Metazoa; Chordata; Actinopteri; Siluriformes; Clariidae
Gene: amotl2b
Product: angiomotin like 2b
Exons: 11
Coding region: 229-2079 (616 amino acids)
Biological process (GO): hippo signaling; actin cytoskeleton organization; establishment of cell polarity involved in ameboidal cell migration
Cellular component (GO): plasma membrane; cytoplasmic vesicle; bicellular tight junction
Source: RefSeq, a predicted model, not a curated record